Bactrocera latifrons is the source of this 2147-nucleotide messenger RNA. RefSeq names its product peroxisomal targeting signal 1 receptor (gene Pex5). The transcript has a single exon. Bases 279 to 2027 code for a protein of 582 amino acids. Gene Ontology annotation, biological process: protein import into peroxisome matrix, docking. The record is from RefSeq and is a predicted model, not a curated record. Gene Ontology annotation, cellular component: peroxisomal membrane; cytosol. Lineage: Eukaryota; Metazoa; Arthropoda; Insecta; Diptera; Tephritidae. Gene Ontology annotation, molecular function: protein binding.
AAUUAUUUUUCCAUUAAUAUCAUUUAUUCAAUCAUGAGAAUAAUAUGUUAUCGAUAACCACUCGCACAUGGCAACCCUGAUUUGUUAUAUCAAAUACAGCUGUUCGUUGUUGACACAACUCUCACAAUUAUUUAUACAGCUGUGGUGAACAUUAGACUUUGCUUAUCACUAACCCACAGUGUCCUGUAAGGUUUUAUAGAAUCAAUCGAUAUUGGUUUGGAAGAUCUGCCGCAGUGUUUGAGAUUUAUUUCUGAGCAUUCCAUUAUUAAUACGUCGACAUGUCUUUACGUCAACUUGUUGAUGGGGAUUGUGGUGGCGUUAAUCCACUCAUGCAACUUGGGGGACAAUUCACACGAGACGCCGCACGCAAAGAUGAAGGCUUUACGAAUGCUCAGUUUGAACGUAACUUAAGAUCGGAUGAGCAUCUAGUUAACGAGUUCCUAGGACAGGUGACGGCUCCGCCACAAUCUUUCCAAAUGGAUGCCCUACUACAAGAGAUGCGUGAAAUAGAACAAACAAACGCCAUGGCAGUCCAACAAGCAACUCGUGGUAUGGAUAAUAUAAGCGGUGUUAGCAAAGAGUGGGCAAAUGAAUUUGGCAUGCAACCGUCAAUGACAGCAACUACACAAAUGGUCCAUAUGCAGCCGCAGAAGCAACAGUUGGUGCAUGUGCGUGAGUUUUUCGAUGAUGAAGGACCCGGCGUAUCAAGUUCCUUUCUUGGACAUACACCAGCAUCGCCAUUUAUGCCACUACAAACAAUCCCAACACCAUACCUAGCCAUAUGCCCACCCUACGUACCAAGUACGGAGAGGUUUUUUGAAGAAGCAAAGUCACUUACUAAAGAAGAUACAGAAAAAUUAUUACCCCAGACGUCUACUAAGGAGUAUGUUGCAGAUUGGAUCAACGAUUAUGUAGCCAGUGCAAAACAACGUCAACAAGCAACUGGCAGCUAUAAUGAGAGUUUCUGGCAACGUCUUCAGGAUGAAUGGCAAAAGUUAUCUGAAGAGUCUGAGCAUCCUUGGUUAUCUGAAUAUGGCGAAAAUUACGAUCCAUAUAAAGAGUAUGGCUUUGCUGAAGAAAAUCCAUUGGCGGAUGUGGAAAAUGCAUUGGAAAAAGGAAAAGAAUACAUGCGAAAUGGCGACAUACCUAGUGCAGUUCUUUGUUUUGAAGUGGCUGCUAAAAAGGAGCCAGAAAACGCCGAUGCCUGGGAGUUGUUAGGCAUGGCACAGGCAGAGAAUGAAAAUGACCCACAAAGUAUAGCUGCCUUAAAGCGUUCUUUGGCGCUACGUCCAGAUAACAAUCGUGUGCUAAUGGCACUUGCAGUUUGCUACACCAACGAAAGUCUACAGAGUCAUGCUCUUCGCAUGCUAAUCAACUGGAUGGAAGUAAAUCCGAAAUACAAACAUCUACUGCAACAGCAUCCAGAUUUGCAAACUGAUAGUGAUGCCAUGGCUUCCUCGUUAAUCAAUGGUAGCAAACUGCAAGCAGUGCAAAAUCUCUUUCUCGAUGCUGUACGUUUGAAUCCACAAGAAGUCGACGCUGACGUGCAGGAAGCUUUAGGUGUGCUCUACAACCUAUCCUCCGAGUACGACAAAGCAGUCGACUGCUUUCGUGCCGCACUACAUGUUAAUCCCCAGAAUGCAAAAGUAUGGAAUCGUCUGGGUGCUAGUUUAGCCAACGGCUCACGUUCUGUAGAAGCAGUGGAAGCCUAUCAGCAUGCAUUGCAGUUAGAACCGGGCUUCAUACGUGUACGUUAUAAUGUUGGCGUGUGUUGCAUGAACUUGAAAGCAUACAAACAAGCCGUUGAACAUCUGCUAACGGCUUUAAAUAUGCAAGCAAAUACGACGGCUGCGCGCGAUUUACCUGACGGCGCAGGCGCUAUUGGCGGUGGUCAAACGCAAAUGUCCGACUCCAUUUGGAGUACAUUAAAAAUGAUUAUCUCCUUAAUGGGCCGUAGUGAUUUGCAUGGCGCUGUAAAUGCACGUGAUCUCAAAGUGUUGAAUGAAACCUUCAUGGACGCAGUCUAAUUACGCCCAGUGCUAUUUCUUAACUGUAAAACUUACUAUUAAGUUUGAAAAUUUAAAUAUUGAUGGUGUUGGCUUGGUUUUGCAAACUUAAUCAUAUACAAUGCAACUUUUUAAUAAACA